AUGUGGAGGCAGGGCGCCCGCCGCGCGUUGCCUUCGCUGGUGCGUGGUGUGCGCAGCGCCUCCACGGCCGCGGCGGUCGCCCCAGCCGCGCCUGCGGCGCAGUCGUCCGGAGGAUGGCUGUCGGGCCUGCUGGGGGGGGCGGGGAGCGGGGUGCCAAUGACGGACGUCUUGCCCGGGUGGGCGGAGCCCGCGCGACGGGAGCCUCCGGCCGCGCCGCCCAAGACGGAGCUCACCACUCUUCCUAACGGAUUUCGCGUCGCCAGCGAGGACUCUUGGGGUCCCACUGCUUGUACUGCUCUUGUCGUUGGCUCUGGUAGUGUGUAUGAGACACCGGCAGUGUCAGGCAUCUCACACAUUCUCGAGUAUCUUGCAUUCAAGGCCACCACCAACCGGACCCAUUUCCGAAUUGUGAAUGAGAGCAUGGGAUUUGGUGGCAAUAUGGUUGCAGCAGCGUCCAGGGAACAGAUGUACUACAGCAUCGAUUGUCUGCGGACACAUGUGCCAGAAGCAUUGGAGCUUUUGUGCGACUGUGUCUUGAACCCCAGAUUUGCAGAUUGGGAAGUGGCAGAUGCGAUGAAACGGCUGAGGGGCGACUUGGAAAACAUGAAAAAGAAUCCACAAGUUAUGCUCACAGAGGCCCUCCAGAGUGCCGCAUACCAGGGAGCACUGGGCUGGCCCCUCAUAGCCUCAGAGAACAGCCUGCAGUCCAUUACCUCCAAGGACUUGCACGACUUUGUAGCCAGAAACUACACCGCGGAUCGUAUGGUGCUGUCAGUGGCUGGCGCUGACCACCAGGAGGCGUUGAAGAUUGUGGAGCCCAUGUUGUCCACAGUGGCAGCAGGGACAAAACCCAGCCCUCCUGCGUCAACAUACGUUGGCGGCGAGGCUCGAAUCCCAACAACUGAUCCAAUGACCCAUGCCAUCCUUGCAUUCGAUUCCCCAGGGGGGUGGCAAGACCUCAAGGCAGCCUCCACGAUGACUGUGCUUCUGUACAUGAUGGGUGGUGGUGGCAGCUUCUCUUCAGGAGGGCCUGGAAAGGGCAUGCACUCCAGACUGUAUCUCAACGUGCUUACCAGGUACAGCUGGGUCCACAACUUCUCAGCAGUCAGCACAGCCUUUGAUGACCGUAGCCUGACUGGGGUGUAUGGGGCUGCACCUCCGGAGCACGCCGGGCAGCUUGUGGACAUCAUGGUGAAGGAGCUGCAGGACCUGGCCACCAAAGUGAGUGAAGAGGAGCUGAACAGGGCCAAGACGGCGUCUGUGGCGUCUGUGCUGAUGACCCUGGAGCAGAAAGCUGUGGUGGCGGAGGACAUAGGGAAGCAGAUAUUGACAUAUGGCCACCGGAAAUCCGCCAACGAAUUCUGUACAUCGUUGAUGGGCGUUACAGAUAAGGAUAUCACGGGCAUGGUAUCUUCCAUGCUGAAACAGCCGCCGUGUUUGGUGACCAUGGGGCAGGUGUCGGGCAUUCCGCGCUACACAGAUGUGGCCAGACGGUUCGCUUAG
Ostreobium quekettii is the source of this 1503-nucleotide messenger RNA. The record is from the annotation of a GenBank genome assembly. NCBI's taxonomy places the organism in Eukaryota, Viridiplantae, Chlorophyta, Ulvophyceae, Bryopsidales, Ostreobiaceae.